GGCCUCGAUGUGCGCCUGCGCGCUGGCGGCGGCUGUGGCGGGGCCCGGCGGGGAGCGGGUCCGGAGCAGGCUCCCGGACCCAAAACUGAAGGGGGCGUCUGGGGCGUCAGGGAGCUCCCUCGCCUGGCCCACGACGGCCUGAUGGAGUAAGAGGGGUUGGCUGUGAAUGUGUGACGUUGAGUGCUUCAGAUCUGAUCACUAUGGUACGAGAACGAAAAUGCAUAUUGUGCCACAUUGUGUACAGCUCAAAAAAGGAGAUGGACGAACACAUGCGGAGCAUGUUGCAUCACAGGGAACUUGAGAACCUGAAGGGCAGGGACAUUAGUCAUGAGUGCCGAGUGUGCGGGGUCACAGAAGUGGGUCUUUCUGCAUAUGCAAAGCACAUUUCUGGCCAGUUGCACAAAGAUAACGUUGAUGCCCAGGAAAGAGAAGAUGAUGGAAAAGGAGAGGAAGAGGAAGAAGAUUAUUUUGACAAGGAACUCAUUCAGUUAAUAAAGCAAAGGAAAGAACAAAGUCGACAAGAUGAACCUUCCAAUAGCAACCAAGAAAUAAACUCUGAUGACAGACGACCCCAAUGGAGACGAGAAGACCGAAUUCCUUACCAAGACAGAGAGAGUUACAGUCAGCCUGCAUGGCAUCAUCGUGGACCUCCACAGCGGGAUUGGAAGUGGGAAAAAGAUGGCUUUAAUAAUACUAGGAAAAACAGCUUUCCACAUUCUUUGAGGAAUGGUGGUGGGCCAAGAGGACGUUCCGGGUGGCAUAAGGGUGUUGCAGGAGGCUCCUCGACUUGGUUUCACAACCAUAGUAAUUCUGGAGGUGGUUGGCUUUCAAAUAGCGGAACAGUAGAUUGGAAUCAUAAUGGUACAGGAAGGAAUUCCAGUUGGCUUUCUGAAGGAACAGGUGGCUUUUCCAGUUGGCAUAUGAACAACAGUAACGGAAACUGGAAAUCCAGUGUACGUAGUACAAAUAAUUGGAAUUACAGUGGCCCUGGAGACAAAUUUCAACCAGGCAGAAACAGAAAUUCUAACUGUCCAAUGGAAGACAUGACUAUGCUAUGGAACAAGAAAUCUAGUAAGUCAAACAAAUACAGUCAGGACAGAUAUAAUUGGCAGCGGCAAGAAAAUGACAAACUUGGUACAGUUGCCACAUAUAGAGGUCCUUCUGAAGGAUUUGCAAGUGAUACAUUUCCUUCAGAAGGCUUACUCGACUUCAAUUUUGAGCAGCCGGAAAGCCAAACCACUAAACAAAUAGACACUGCUACUUCCAAAGUUAGUGGAAAGAAUGGCAGUGCGGCAAGGGAAAAGCCUCGUCGCUGGACGCCUUACCCUUCCCAGAAGACUCUGGAUUUACAGUCGGGAUUGAAAGACGUCACUGGUAACAAGUCAGAAAUGAUAGAGAAACCUCUCUUUGAUUUUAGCUUGAUAACUACAGGAAUACAGGAGCCCCAAAGUGAUGAAACACAUAAUUCCCCAACACAGAAAACACAAAAAGAAAUGCAUACUGGAUCUCUUAAUCACAAGGCCUCUUCUGAUUCUGCUGCUUCCUUCGAGGUGGUGAGACAGUGCUCCAUUACGGAAAAACCUGAACAAGAGCAUGCCCCAAAUAAAAUGCCGUCAUUGAAAUCCCCACUCCUUCCAUGUCCAGCCACUAAAUCAUUUCCUCAAAAGCAAGAUCCAAAGAAUACCUCAAAAAACACCAAAACAAAUUUUUUUUCCUCUGGAGAACACUCAGAUCCCUCGAACAAGCCCUCUGCAGAAGAUAACCAUGGUCCUUACAUAUCCAAACUGCGUAGUUCAUGUCCUCAUGUUUUAAAAGGGAAUAAAAGUGCAUUUGGCUCUCAAAAGCAAUCUGGUGACAAUUUAAAUGAUACAUUACGAAAGGCCAAAGAGGUGCUACAGUGUCAUGAGUCAUUGCAAAAUCCACUUCUUAGCACUUCUAAAAGGACCAGGAACUAUGCAAAAGCAAGUAGAAAUGUAGAAGAAUCUGAAAAAGGGUCUUUGAAAAUUGAGUUUCAAGUGCAUGCACUAGAAGAUGAAAGUGAUGGAGAGACAUCUGACACGGAAAAGCAGGGAACAAAAAUUGGAACCCUAGGUUCUGCAACUACAGAAUUGUUAUCCGGCAGCACUCGUACUGCUGAUGAGAAAGAGGACGACGACCGAAUCCUGAAGACUUCUAGAGAACUAUCCACUUCCCCAUGUAAUCCCACAGUUCACCAGAAAGAAUCUGAAUUGCAAAUGACAUCUGCAGCCAGUCCACACCCUGGCUUAUUGCUAGACUUGAAAACCUCUCUGGAAGAUGCGCAGGUUGACGACUCUGUUAAAUCUCAUGUACCUUACGAAACAGAAGGCUUUGAGAGUACUAGCUUGGAUGCAGAGCUUCAAAAAAGUGACAUCAGUCAGCCCUCGGGCCCUCUCCUGCCUGAACUAAGUAAGCUUGGCUUUCCUGCCUCACUUCAGAGGGAUCUAACCCGGCACAUUAGUUUGAAAAGCAAAACUGGAGUGCACCUUCCUGAGCCAAACCUCAAUAGUGCCCGCCGCAUUCGCAAUAUUAGCGGUCACCGAAAGAGUGAGACAGAGAAGGAGUCUGGGCUCAAGCCAACCCUACGGCAGAUUCUAAAUGCAUCUCGGAGAAAUGUCAACUGGGAACAGGUCAUUCAGCAAGUAUCCAAGAAAAAGCAAGAGCUGGGCAAAGGCUUACCCAGGUUUGGCAUAGAAAUGGUACCCCUUGUUCAAAAUGAACAAGAAGCCUUAGAUUUGGAUGGUGAACCUGAUCUGUCCAGUCUAGAAGGAUUCCAGUGGGAAGGCGUUUCCAUUUCCUCAUCCCCUGGCUUGGCAAGAAAGCGAAGCCUUUCUGAGAGCAGCGUGAUCAUGGACAGAGCUCCUUCUGUGUAUAGCUUCUUCAGUGAGGAAGGUACAGGCAAAGAAAAUGAGCCCCAGCAGAUGGUUUCACCUAGUAACUCAUUGAGGGCUGGACAGAGUCAGAACGCAACCAUGCACCUCAAACAAGAAGUGACACCUCUGGCUGCCUCCCUCCGAACAGGUGAAAGGGCUGAAAGUGUUGCUACCCGAAGGCGACAUAGUGCACAAUUACCUUCUGACGAUAUAAUACCUUUGAUGCAUUCGGCAAAAGACUUGAACAGCCAGGAGAGGUCUAUGCCACCUUCAGAGAGUCAGAAUUCCCAAGAGAGUAAUGGAGAAGGAAACUCUCUGUCAUCAAAUGCAUCCUCAGCCCUUGCGAUCUCCAGUUUAGCGGAUGCAGCCACAGAUAGUAGCUGUACCUCUGGUGCUGAACAAAAUGAUGGCCAAAGUAUUAGAAAGAAACGAAGAGCCACUGGAGAUGGAUCUUCUCCUGAACUCCCAAGUCUUGAGAGAAAAAAUAAAAGAAGGAAAAUUAAAGGAAAAAAAGAACGUUCUCAGGUUGACCAGCUGCUGAAUAUUUCUUUAAGGGAGGAAGAACUUAGUAAGUCAUUGCAGUGCAUGGAUAACAAUCUUCUGCAAGCCCGUGCAGCCCUUCAGACAGCUUAUGUGGAAGUUCAGAGGCUACUUAUGCUCAAGCAGCAGAUAACUAUGGAGAUGAGUGCACUGAGGACCCAUAGAAUACAGAUUCUACAGGGAUUACAAGAAACAUAUGAACCUUCUGAGCACCCAGACCAGGUUCCCUGUAGCAUCACACGAGAACGAACGAACAGUAGAUCUCAAACAUCCAUUGAUGCGGCACUGCUGCCUACUCCCUUUUUCCCACUUUUUCUGGAGCCUCCAUCUUCCCAUGUGUCUCCAUCACCCACCGGAGCCUCUCUUCAAAUAACCACAUCUCCUACUUUCCAAACCCAUGGCAGUGUCCCUGCUCCAGACUCAUCAGUUCAGAUUAAACAAGAGCCCAUGUCUCCUGAACAAGAUGAGAAUGUGAAUGCUGUGCCACCAAGCUCUGCCUGCAAUGUGUCCAACGAACUACUGGAAGCUAAUAAAACCCCUUUGGAAAAGGAACCCCACUCUCCAGCUGACCAGCCUGAACAACAGGCAGAAUCCACUUUGACAUCAGCUGAGACUAGGGGAAGCAAGAAAAAGAAGAAACUUCGGAAGAAGAAAAGUCUACGGGCUGCCCAUGUUCCUGAGAAUAGUGACACUGAACAGGAUGUUUUGACUGUUAAACCCGUAAGGAAAGUAAAAGCUGGAAAGUUAAUUAAAGGGGGGAAAGUAACAACCUCCACUUGGGAAGACAGCAGGACUGGUCGGGAGCAAGGGAGUGUCAGAGAUGAGCCAGAUAGUGACUCGUCUCUGGAAGUCCUAGAAAUUCCUAAUCCUCAGUUAGAAGUAGUAGCCAUUGAUUCUUCAGAAUCAGGAGAAGAGAAACCAGACAGCCCAUCUAAAAAGGAUAUUUGGAACUCUACAGAGCAAAACCUGCUAGAAACUUCUCGUUCUGGGUGUGAUGAAGUUAGCUCGACCAGUGAAAUUGGCACUCGCUAUAAAGACGGCAUCCCUGUAAGUGUGGCAGAAACUCAGACUGUGAUCUCUUCCAUAAAAGGAUCAAAGAAUUCUUCAGAAAUAUCUUCAGAGCCAGGAGAUGAUGAUGAGCCCACAGAAGGAACCUUUGAGGGGCACCAAGCUGCUGUCAAUGCAAUUCAGAUAUUUGGGAACUUACUAUAUACCUGUUCAGCAGAUAAAACUGUCCGGGUUUAUAAUCUGGUGAGUCGGAAAUGUGUUGGUGUCUUUGAGGGCCAUACCUCGAAAGUAAACUGCCUCCUGGUCACUCAGACAUCCGGGAAGAACGCUGCCCUUUACACCGGCUCCAGUGACCAUACCAUCCGCUGCUAUAAUGUUAAGAGCCGAGAGUGUGUGGAGCAGUUACAGCUGGAAGACCGAGUCCUCUGCCUGCACAGUAGGUGGCGAAUCCUCUAUGCGGGACUGGCAAAUGGCACUGUGGUCACCUUCAACAUAAAGAACAACAAGCGACUUGAGAUCUUUGAAUGCCAUGGCCCCCGGGCAGUCAGCUGUCUUGCCACAGCUCAGGAAGGUGCCCGAAAACUGCUGGUCGUGGGCUCUUAUGACUGCACCAUUAGUGUACGCGAUGCCCGGAAUGGACUGCUCCUCAGAACUCUGGAGGGCCAUAGCAAAACCAUUCUUUGCAUGAAGGUGGUGAAUGAUCUCGUGUUCAGUGGCUCCAGUGAUCAGUCAGUCCAUGCCCACAACAUUCAUACUGGUGAGCUCGUGCGGAUCUAUAAAGGUCACAAUCACGCAGUGACUGUGGUGAAUAUCCUAGGAAAAGUGAUGGUGACUGCUUGCCUGGAUAAAUUUGUUCGUGUCUAUGAAUUACAGUCUCAUGAUCGAUUACAAGUUUAUGGAGGACACAAAGACAUGAUUAUGUGUAUGACCAUCCAUAAAAGCAUGAUUUACACUGGCUGUUAUGAUGGCAGUAUUCAGGCCGUGAGGCUUAAUCUGAUGCAGAAUUACCGCUGUUGGUGGCAUGGCUGCUCUCUGAUAUUCGGCGUUGUAGAUCAUUUAAAACAACACUUGCUGACUGACCACACUAAUCCCAACUUCCAGACUCUGAAAUGUCGCUGGAAGAACUGCGAUGCUUUCUUCACUGCUAGGAAAGGAUCCAAACAGGAUGCUGCAGGACAUAUUGAACGACACGCUGAAGAUGACAGCAAAAUCGAUUCAUGAAGUUGUUUGCCUCCCACGUUGGGAAGUCAUUGGUUGAACUAUUUUCACAUCAGCCCCCCACACAGGCCACUCUCUUCCCUUCCUUGGUGAAGCCAGGAAGGAGAAAGUGGUUACUAGCCAGGCCCCUAGCAUGAGUCUGGGCAGCUCUAUGGGAUGAUAGAUUACUCUUUAAGUUCUUGCUGGAGGUUUUAAAUAGAUGUAGACAGAUGUUAGGGAACCACACUCCUCUGGGACAGCAUGGCAUACAGUGAUUUAUGCUACUUGCGUUCUCCAGAUGUUUACUAAAGAUACAGAUCCUAAUUGGUUACCCAGUUUGACCCUAAUCAUAUGUAUAUUUUAUUGACUUCAGUUUGCAAUGUUUAGUUUAUGUUCUUAUGGUGGUUUAAACCUAUAGUCAGGCUUUUAAGUACAAAUUUGUUUAAGUGCUAGACUUUUGGGAUCAGUUUUAAUUUCUCCAUUUGUAAUAGCUGGGUAUUUAAAUUGGAAGCAAAUAGUUUUCUUUCUUAACAGUUAUGUGCAGUGUGUGUCCCUGUUUUCUUGCUUCAUAGAUGGACAGAGCUUGCUUUAAGUGCUAAAGGACACAGUAGAUUUUUGACAAACAGCGGCUGCUCUGCUGACUAUAUUUUAGGAAUUCAGAAAGCAAAUCACAUAGUGACAAGUCCUUACAACACCACUUCCUAGUAAACCUCUGUAAAUGUGGACAGAAAGCUCAGUGUGAGGCAGUGCGUAGAUCUAAUGUCUACCUUUACGUUUGCUGUUGAACUGGGCACUACCUGCCACAGAUCCUAUCAGGCUGUUGCAGCUGGAGGUGUACCUUUAUCUUCCUUUCUAGCGUCUGACCCUGCAAGCCUAAUGUCGGUUUGAACCCUUUUGGUUUGUUCAGUUGCCAGCCUCCAUCUCUCCCACUGUACGGCUGUGCCUAGACUGAUGGCAGCCAUCCAGUAUUCCUCCGGGCUCAUGGUGUUUUCCACCCCUCUGCAGCACCCAAGAUGGUGGGGGAGAAGGGGUUAGAAUAAAGCAUCUGAAUACGGUUUUUAGGACCUCAAGCAGACUUCCUAGAGACUUGUUUCUGAGACAGUUCUUUGCCUUCACUUCCCUGCUAGGUGGGAAAGAAGAGUGGAGCAGAGACUCUGCCUGGCCACUGAGAACAGCCAAAUUCACAAACCCUGAGUGGGGCUUUGUUUUUGGAUUUUCUCCAGACUCAUCAGUAAACCUGUAGAAGUGUUGCUUUCCAGCCUUUUGUUUCUGGAUCCUCAAAACUCAGAAAGUGGCCAGGCGUGGUGGCUCAUGCCUGUAAUCCCAGCACUUUGGGAGGCCCAGGCAGGCAGAUUGCCUGAGGUUAGGAGUUGGAGACCAGCCUGGACAACAUGGCAAAACCCCAUCUCUACUGAAAAUACAAAAUUAGCUGGGCAUGGUGGUGUGCACUUGUAAUCCCAGCUGCUCAGGAGGCUGAGGCAGGAGAAUCGCUUGAACCCGGGAGGCGGAGAUUGUAGUGAGCCGAGAUUGCGCCACUGCACUCCAGCCUGGGUGACAGAGUGAGACUCCAUCUCAAAAAAAAAAAAAAAAAAAAAAAAACCUCAGAAAGCUUCUUCAGAGAGAGAAAAUAAGGGGGAGGAGCCCAGGGCCACAUACCAAGCUUUGGGACAUGCUCUCUGGGAUUACAGAGCAUCCAGGUCUGUCUUUGCCCCUAUUAGUGCACACACAUCUACUCACAUGUCUUCCCUCAGGCUAUCGGGCAGGAGGACUUCACCAGGGGGUUCAUGGAUAGGCUUCAAGAGGGUCUGUGAACCCCCAGAAAUUGUGUGUGAGACUGAGUAUGUGUUCUUUUUUCCAGGAAAGGCUCCAGUGGUUCUUAGUUGGUCCAAAAAAUGUUAAGAAUUAAUCUAGAAGGCUGGGCUUGGUGGUUCAUGCCUGUAAUCCCAGCACUUUGGGAGGCCGAGGUGGGUGGAUCACUCAAGGUCAGGCGUUUGAGACCAGCCUGGCCAACAUGGUGAAACCCCGUCUCCACUAAAAAUACAAAAAUUAGCUGGGUGUGGUGGCGUGUGCCUGUAGUCUCAGCUACUUGGGAGGCUGAGACAGGAGAAUCACUUGAACCCGGGAGGUAGAAGUUGCAGUGAGCCAAAAUCCUACCACUGCACUCCAGCCUGGGCAACAGAGUGAAACUCC
Molecule: messenger RNA, 7826 nt
Organism: Rhinopithecus roxellana (golden snub-nosed monkey)
Lineage: Eukaryota; Metazoa; Chordata; Mammalia; Primates; Cercopithecidae
Gene: ZNF106
Product: zinc finger protein 106
Exons: 22
Coding region: 201-5660 (1819 amino acids)
Cellular component (GO): membrane; cytosol
Molecular function (GO): RNA binding; SH3 domain binding
Source: RefSeq, a predicted model, not a curated record